AGCUGCGGCGGCGCAGGAGGGGGCGGGUUCGGUGAGGGCGCGGCCUCUGAGAGGGGGGCGCACGACGCGCAUCCCUUGUGCUCGCCUGGGCCACUCGGGAACCUCGCGGCAGCCCGGUGCCCCACUUGGCCAUCCGCUCCGUGCUUUCUCCUCGCGCCCGCCUCCUCUUGUCACCUCCCGUCUCACCCUUCUCGCUCCAUCCCCGCCGCAUACACCGCCAUCUGAGUGCCUCAGAGAGCCGGGGAAGUGGUGCGCGGGACUGCAGGGCGCGACCUCAAGCGGUCCCCAGCUCGGCAUUAGGGGGCAAGGGCAACAGCAUGGACACCAAGCGCUGCUUCGCUAACCGCUUCGAUGACUACCAGGGCAGCCUGCUGGCGGGCCAGUGCGAGGAGGCGGCGGUGGCGCCCUUGGUCACCGCCACCAUCGAGCGCAUCCUCCAGGAGCUGCCCCCGCUCGGGGGUGGCGCUGAGGCGCGGGGGGCGACAGCCGGGACCAGCGGCUGCCAGGGGGGGCUGUAUGGCGGCGUGGCCGGGGUGGCCUACAUGCUCUACCACGUCUCGCAGAGCCCGCUCUUCACUGCAGCCCGAGAGCGCUACCUGCGCUCGGCCAAGCGCCUCAUCGACGCGUGCGCCCGCGCCGAGGAGUGGGGCGAGCCGGACGCGGACACCCGGGCCGCCUUCCUGCUGGGGGGCGCGGGCGUGUACGCUGUGGCCACUCUCGUGUACCACGCCCUGGGCCGGUCCGACUACGUGCAGCCGCUGGGCAAGUUCCGGGCUCUGUGCGCCGUCUGCGCACCGGUCUCCUUCCUGGAGUGCGGAUCCGACGAGCUGUUCGUGGGCCGCGCGGGUUACCUGUGUGCAGCGCUGGUGCUCAAGCAGAAGCUCGCCCAGGAGGUGCUGACCCCAGCACAGAUCAAAUCAAUUUGCCAGGCAAUUCUGGACUCUGGGAAGCAGUAUGCCAUAAAAAAGAGGAAACCAUUCCCCUUGAUGUAUUCUUACUAUGGAACAGAAUACUUGGGGGCAGCUCAUGGCCUGUCGUCCAUUCUUCAGAUGCUUCUUUCUUACCAUGAGCACCUCAAGCCGUCAGAUCGGGAGCUGGUGUGGCAGAGUGUGGACUUCCUCAUGGAACAGGAACAGAAUUGCAACUGGCCGCCUGAGCUUGGCGAGACCAUCGAGAGAGAGAAUGAACUGGUCCACUGGUGCCAUGGCGCUCCAGGAAUUGCCUAUCUGUUUGCCAAAGCUUAUCUAGUUUCCAAGAAACCGCAAUACCUGGACACAUGUAUCCGGUGUGGGGAACUCACAUGGCAGAAGGGCCUGUUAAAGAAGGGGCCAGGGAUUUGCCAUGGUGUAGCUGGUAGUGCCUACGUCUUCCUGCUGCUAUACCGACUCACAGGAAACUCUAAAUACAUCUACCGAGCCCAAAGGUUUGCUCAAUUCUUAUUUACCGAGGAAUUCAAGGCUGGUUCUCGAGUCCUUGAAAGUAUAUACAGCUUGUAUGAAGGCUUCUCCGGGACGGUGUGCUUUCUGAUCGAUCUGCUGCAGCCCAAUCAGGCUGAAUUCCCUCUCUUCAGCGUCUUUGUUUAGAAGGCUCCAUCUUCCACUGUAGUCCUGCACAAGUCCCCUGUGAUUUCCUGAGCCUAACCGAGGCAGUUUCCACAUAAGCCACAUUUAAUGGUAUCACAACCAUUAGCCUUAACAUUGCCGCCAGAAGGAAGGGAGCAGGCAGGUGAAGGCAAUAUGAUACCAGACUUGAAUGAGAACCAACAAAGUAAAGAUACCACAAUUCAUCUAAAAACCAUAGAGAUUUAAUAUUUCAGGGAAUAGAUGUGAAACCAGAGAUAAGAGGAAAAAGGGAAAGAGAAAUGAUCUGCUUUUCAGUUAUGUCAUAGAAAACUAAACUGAAGUGAAGACUAUGGCAAUAAAAUGUUAAUACCUUCAUAAUUGGACAGAGAAUUUGACCAUUUGUGGGUGCCCUCCACCCCUAAAUUCAGAAAUAAAGGCAAAAAAAAAAAAAACCUAAAGUAAUUUCCCAGCUUAAAACAGCUAGGAGAAAUGAAGUAUCAGGUUUCCGAAGGACAUAAAAGGAAAUUGUUGGUUGUCCUAUGCCUUUACUUAUUGAAAUUUAUGAAUUUUACUGAAUAGUGAUAUUUGCAUAUGAAUCUCUAUUUUUAUCAUUACCCUGGGCACUUUAAAGAAAUCAUACCAUAACUUUGUUUGAACACCAAAAUUUGAAGUUUCCUUAGGCCUUAGAAUAUCUCUUUUCCUGGUUCCUUUUUCUUUCCUAAGCUUAAUUAGAAUAGCAAAAUUCAUAAGCUAGCAAAUACUGCAACAAGUGUUGCUGUCAAGUGUUUUUCUCAACUGAAAGUGUGAGGUGUGUAUUGUCUAUUGUUAGCAAUUUUUAAAAUGCCUUUAUGUAUGCAAUUCCUGUGAAGCUAUUAGCCGAACUGUAAAAUAUACUCUUGGUAAAAAUCACUCAUUUCAAAGAUCAGGGUAACUGCUACAAAGACGUGUCAUUCUGCCUUUGAUGGAAUACUGUGUCCCCUGGGACAGGCAAACAAAGGCUGAGAAAGGCACUAGUGUUUGUGGAAAGAAUUUUUGCUCCAUUUUAUACCAUUAGAGUAAGAGAUGAGUAAACUCUCUGGCUGGUCAACUUACCUGCCAAGACACAGGGUCCACUAGAAAUUGGCUACAAUACUCAUUAAGACAAGUUAUCCUAUCAAAUUCUACUCUGCUGUAAACACAUAGAAGUUGUAAAACUGCUUCAGGUAAAUAGUAGUUUACAGAACACUGUAGGAGCAUCUGUCACUUUAAUAUGCAGAACAGAGUUUACCCCUUUCUUAGACUUGGUCACUGACAAUUUCAUAUAUGAGAUUGAGGAGGAAAUUGUGUACUGCAUAAGACUGAAUUAUUAAAAUAGUCAUUAAAUAUUUAGAUAUAUGUAUAUAUAUGUACAAUUGUAUGUGUGUGUGUAUAUGUAUGUAUUCUACAUCUAUCCCUAUGUAAACCCAAGUACUUAUUCUUUAGUGCAAUAAUUAUUAACUUUAAUCAUAGUUGGACUUUGGGAGGAAUUAGGGAAUAUUCUGUUGCCUAAAAAUAUUUAUGUGUCUGUUAGUGUGUGUAUAUAUAUAUAUAUACCAGUAUGUUUGUGUGUGGGGGGGGGCACGCGCGCUCUUUUUUUGGGGGAGAAGAGGACCUCUAGUGUUCAUAAGAUUCUCAAAGAAUCUGACCAAAGAAAGGUAAGGACUAUCUUUGUAUAUUUUAUGAAUCUGUAUAUGUUUGCACUCAUCAAAAUAAACCAGGAAGAAGUGAUUUUGAAAAGAAUACACCUUUUUAGCUUAUUGUCCCAUUUUCACAUCCUCUGACAUAAGCAUAUGCCACAUAAAUUGCAGCUUUCAUAUUACUCCCCAAAUUGGGUUCCAGAUAUUCUUUCAUAAAUAGGCAAGUACCUCUUGGAAAGCCUUAAACAAGAUGCCUUCUACAAAGUAGUCUCCUUUUGAAAUGAUAAUGAUGUUUGCUUCCACUAUCUCAUUAUAAAUUCCUUUCAGAUGACCUCUAUAGAUUUAAAAUAAUAACCAUCCAGUAUACAAAGCUUUAUGGAAACAUACUUUUUUCAUCAUCCAGCAACCUCUCAAGAUGUAUUUGGUAAUUGCUCCAAAGUCUUACAGCUAGGAAAGGGCAAAACAGGGAUUCAAACCCAGGGUUUCACUUUCAAAGUUUAUUUAUUCAAUGUUUUAGACAAGAAUCUGGGGAUACAGCAGUGAACAAAAUACCCCUUCCCUCACAGUUACUUUCUGUUUCUGUUUGUUGAUCCUUCCACCAUUCAUCCUUGAGAUCUAAAACCUAAAGCACUACGAAGUGAUACUCUAUCUAGCUCAUCUUAUCAAUUCCAUUCCUAGCAACUUCAGGAAAACUGGACCUCUUUCCUGCUUACUCGCCCUUUUAAAGUCUGAUAGGGUGACUGUGGCGUUGUGCUGACCAUUAUGAAAAGACAACCCUUUUGUGCAUGUCAAAUCCAAGCAAAGGCCAUGUUUGAGUGAUGUCUUUAUGAAAUGACAUCUCAGUGAAUUAGAAAAAAGGAUAAGCUUGUUUAGUACUUAAACAUGUUGAAACUUUUCAUUUUCCUGAAAGAAUAGAAUUAUAUUUAACAGAUUGGGGAGGUCCUCUUCUAUCUUGUUUUCCCAAGAAGGGGGAAAAAAGGCUCUUGAGACUUUUGCUGUAGGAAAGUGUAGCAUGUCACUUCUUAUUUAAUUAUCCAACUUGUCACCUUCUAUGUGCUAACAUUCUUAAUGUAGUACUUAAGCAUGUUGCCUCCACCACCACUAGUAUAACUAUAAUAUUAUUUACCAUAUGUGGCAUGAACAAUUAUAAACCCUGAAGGUAACAGUGGAUAUGUUUGAGGAUACAUUGAAAGAGUCUCUCAACAAUAGGGAGACUGCAUUAUACUUUGAUAAUAGGACAUUUUGGAAACCAUUACAACUCUGUGCAUUUUGUUUCAUUAAUGCAAUUAUGUACUUUUUCUUCCGCACACACCCUAAGAUAUUAUACAUCUUUAUUUUAUCCAAACCUGUUUCGGUCAUCUGUUUUUACUUUCCUUCAUUCCACUUGUAACCUGGUAACUGAGGAGAACAGAGGUUU
This is a messenger RNA of Microcebus murinus (gray mouse lemur), 4634 nucleotides long. RefSeq names its product LanC like family member 3 (gene LANCL3). The record is from RefSeq and is a predicted model, not a curated record. Lineage: Eukaryota; Metazoa; Chordata; Mammalia; Primates; Cheirogaleidae. Gene Ontology annotation, biological process: peptide modification; carbohydrate metabolic process. Gene Ontology annotation, cellular component: plasma membrane.